AUAUUUCUUUUGCUCUGCAUAUCUGUGAUUGUGUAAAUCACAGAACUAAUGUGUGAAUCAAAUGAACUUGUCAAGAUUGUUUACUUUUCUUUAGAUCUUUUUGAUUUUGUAUUAGUGAAGAAAAUACAAUCUAUUUUAAAAUAAGACUUUCUAAUAUUUUGUGCAUAAUUUUAUUUAAUGUAAUUAUAUAUAGUUAUCCAACCUUUGGAUAGAUGGAUGGCAAUAGGACAUGUUCUUUUGCUGGUUGUGAUAAUACUAACCAAAAUAAAAACUAUUGCUUUUAUGAAUUCCCAGAUGAUUCCAAUCUGUGUAUUCAGUGGGUUGAAAUAAUAGGCAGUAGGGAGUUGUUUGAAGAGUUUGCAUUUCAAGGACCUGAACUUUUUCGGGGAAGGUUUAUAUGUUCAGAUCAUUUUACAGAAGAAGAUUUCAUUGACAGCAAUGAUAUAUUUUCAGGCUUGAAGAAAGAUGCAGUGCCAUUUUACUUUAUUUCAAAUAGAAAAAAUGAAGAUCCAUUGCGAAAUAUUUGUGUGAAAAAUGAACCUCCAGAGGAGGUUGAUUUUUGGGAUACUAGUGUAAUAACAAGUUCAUCAGUAUUUCCAGUUGAUCUUUUAAAUAAUGUUAAGGUUGAGGAAGUAUCUAGUCAAUUUACUCUAUCAGGAGAAUCACCAGCAUUUUUUAAUCUUGAACCGGAGAACAAAAAUGCACAAAUAACUAGAAAAUAUAUUAAAGAAAGCUCUGCAGCCAAACAGGCGUACAGAAAAUUACAGAAUGCUAGAAGGGCAUCUUUACGCAGAAAUGAGGAAACUCCAGAAGAGAAGGAAAAGAGGAGGAAGGCCAAUGCGGAAAGGCAAGCAAGAAAACGUAUGAUGGAAACCCCACAACAGAAGGAAAUUCGCAGAGUAAAAGAUCUUUUGAGGGCAAGGCGAAGAAGACAGACAGAGACUGAAGAAGAAACUAAAUUGAGAAGAUUGUAUGAUGCAGCCCGUGCACAAGCUCGUAGACAAAAUGAAAGUGAAGAAGAGAAGAACUUGAGACGAAUGAAGGAUUUGAAAAGGGUGACAAAAAGGAGAAGAAAUGAAACAGAUGAAGAAAGAAUGGAACGUUUGAAAAAGAAUCGAGAAUACAGUGCAAAGAGACGGUAUAUUCAAAGACUAGAGCAAGAAGUGAACCAUCCAAAAAACUUGAUAGAUGAUAAUUUUCUCUCAUUAAGAAAUUUUGAGGAAGAUGUAACAACCAUGAGUGCUAGUUUAUUCCAGCCAUUAAACGCUUAUACUGGGCAACAGAAAAAUAAUGAAUUGGAAGCAAGACUUUCCAGUGAAGAAGGCCAUAAAAAUGAGGAAAAUCGUAUGAUUUCAAAUUCUCAUAUUGGUAAUAACUUUACCUAUUCCCAGUUUCUCUCAAAUUCAGCAAUUGAUAGCUCUCAAUCUUUUGAUGGGACUUCGGAAGAAUCUAUGAGAUCUUCAUCUAAUGAUUCUUAUGAUAAUCCAGUGCAAGAACUUAUUUCUAAUAAUAAAGUAGGAGAAAUUUCAGGUCGAACUUGAUCAGUUGUAUGUUAUUCUAUCUUGGUACAAAUGGUAAAUCCUUGUAUCAGGUCUUCUGUUGACGAGUUAUAAUGAAGUGAUUUAAAAAGAGAUGAUUUUAUUCAUUUGUUAAUACUGUAUUGUUUAAAUUUUUUAUAAAGUGGAGAAAAACAAUAAUUUUUGUGACCUUGUUUUGUAGGUACACAGUUGUUAAAUAUAUAAUGUUAUUUUUUUCAAUUUUCUAUAAGUUGAAAUUAUUGAGAAGAUGUAAUUCUGUAGGAUUUAUUGAAUUAAAUGUAGCUAGGUUCUGACAGAAAAGAUUCUAAUUACAUUAAUUAAUUUGACA
This is a messenger RNA of Harmonia axyridis, 1866 nucleotides long. Its product is annotated as stress response protein NST1-like. The record is from RefSeq and is a predicted model, not a curated record. The coding region runs from base 213 to 1541 and encodes 442 amino acids. The transcript has 6 exons. Lineage: Eukaryota; Metazoa; Arthropoda; Insecta; Coleoptera; Coccinellidae.